UCUUAACAUGCUCAACCUGGUGUUCAGAGCUGCCAAUCACAGCCUGGUCUGCCCUCUGUUGAAGUUACACAUAAGAAAUGUCCCAAAGUUUCCCUUUAGAAGCUCACACGACUUUCGAAGCCGGCGGAGUGCGCUGAGAUAUUUGUCAACCAUGCGCCUUAUCAAUGUCGAGACUCUCGAGUUGGAGUCUUUCACAGGCGAACAUGGCGGAUCUAUACCUACAUAUGCGAUUCUUUCGCACGUAUGGACGUCCCAGGAAGUGUCACUGCAGCAGAUGAGCGGACUGAGCCCCCUUCCAGAAGAGUCAAAGGGCUACCGAAAAAUCGUCGACUUUUGCGCAAAGGCGAAAGCCGAGGGCUUUGAGUACGGCUGGAUAGACACCUGCUGUAUAGACAAGACGUCAAGUGCUGAACUAUCCGAAGCGAUUAACUCGAUGUUUCAGUGGUACCGGAAGUCUGCAGCUUGUUAUGUCCAUCUUAAUGAUGUCAGCUCUGCCGAGAAUCCAAGAUUACUGGACUCGAAGUUCCGCCGAAGUCGAUGGUUCACGCGUGGAUGGACUCUUCAGGAACUCCUCGCGCCGCACGAAGUGAUCUUUCUCGCUGACGACUGGCGCGAGAUUGGUACCAAGGCUAGUCUGAGUGCAACUAUCUCAGAUGUCACAAAGAUUGAUGCAGCUACGUUGGUGAAACAUACCUGGUCACACGUCAGCGUUGCUGGGAUCAUGUCAUGGGCAUCAAUGCGACAAACUACAAGACUAGAAGAUCAAGCAUAUUCUCUCAUGGGUCUAUUCGAUGUGAAUAUGCCUCUGAUCUACGGAGAGGGCCCUAAAGCUUUCUAUCGGCUCCAAGUGGAGAUCAUGAAGACAACAAACGAUGAUUCUAUAUUCGCGUGGUGCACAGAACCCUUAGAAGAUCGUGGAUAUUCUCCUAGUGAAGGAGCUUCAACGAGAGGUUUCCGGUUCCUGGGAUUGCUAGCUCCAUCGCCUGCUUGUUUCAGGGAUUCUCAUGACAUAAGGGCACCUAAAGAUCUCUCUAGAAAUCAUGCACCCUACGACAUGGUCAAGCAGGACGUCAGUCUUUCGGCGGUGGUAGUUCGUCUCUGCUCACUACCAGCAGACCCCAAGCAACUUGGAAGUAUUGAUCGGGUAGAUGUUGUUGGAACACUGCGGUUCUCCAAUAACGUGAGGGCAGUAGACCAUGGUCUCGUCAUCACGCCAGCAAGACAAGACGCGAAGGGAAUUAAGAUAAUGUGCUUGGUUGCUGUUCUACGCUGUUGGAACAAAGAUGGCUAUAUUGGUAUUCCUAUUAAGCGUCUGGCAUCUGGCGCUUAUCAGAGAGUCGAGAAUGGGAACAGAUGUCGCUGGUUUAAGGUCCGAUUGAUGCCCUUACGCUUGACAUUGAAGACGGAAGAAGAAAAAGCUCCAGAUGAGUCGGAAUACACCCUCAGACAGUUCGACUCUGAGAGUAGAGAGAAGGGACCACCUGCUGAUCCACCAGAAACCAUUCUCGUGAGAGCAUAUGUACCAUUGGACCUCCCAUCAGACAACACACACGCUUCUGCCAAAGCCAGUUACCGUCAUGCACCUCUCCAGUUCCGGUCACUACCUAUCAAUAACAGCUAUUAUAGAAUACACGCUGACAGUGCCAAUAACUCUAUACCGCUAGUGCCUGUGUUGCCACCUCAUGCUCAGGUUGUCGAGACUAUCAAUGGACUCAUCGAUACCCUGCCGGAAAUGCGUAUCAUAUUUCGCCCCAGUGCAUCAGAUAGUGAUCUACCACCUUUCACGAUACGCACAAGAAUGACAGAAAGGCCUCAUGGCAUCCAAGUUGGGUGCUUGAUUGGAAGUGAGGCCCAAGCCUGGGAUGAGACGCCAGAUGCUGAAAUCACCGACAUUGACAUGAAAAGUGUCUCCACCACGAUAUCUCUCACAACAGACCUAUCUCUCGUGUUCCGAGUGAGACGAGGUGUUCCACAAGAUACGAGUUGUUAUUUGAAUGUGAGCGUUGAGAAGAAGUUGUCGUGGGCGGAAGAUGUAGAACAUUGGCCUGCUACACUUGGAGACAAAAGCCUGUCAAGCUCGGAGAUGUCGCUCAAUCGUAGCUUCACAGACAAUUCAAUAUGAGAGGUUGUCAACAACCGUACCUGCCGGUAACAGGCUCUCAACGGUGUGUUGAAAGAUGUCAGGUGGCGAGGCAUACAUGACUUCGAAAGGACAGCAGUAAAUCCAAUACAGCCUGAUGACCCUCAGUGUUAUGUUCUGUGGUACGGACGUGAAGUAGAAAAGAUAGAUUUAUAGUACAUGACAUCAUUAGUCUCGUCAACGUCUUCGCUAGUCGAAUCUUAUAGAGCC
Molecule: messenger RNA, 2350 nt
Organism: Fusarium redolens
Lineage: Eukaryota; Fungi; Ascomycota; Sordariomycetes; Hypocreales; Nectriaceae
Product: heterokaryon incompatibility protein-domain-containing protein
Exons: 1
Coding region: 8-2122 (704 amino acids)
Source: RefSeq, a predicted model, not a curated record